Messenger RNA from Colletotrichum abscissum, 1152 nucleotides. RefSeq lists its product as uncharacterized. The record is from RefSeq and is a predicted model, not a curated record. The transcript has a single exon. Lineage: Eukaryota; Fungi; Ascomycota; Sordariomycetes; Glomerellales; Glomerellaceae. Bases 1 to 1152 code for a protein of 383 amino acids.
AUGGCCGAAAUCGUCGGAGUUGCGGCUGCUGCUAGCCAGCUUGCGGUAUCUUGCUUUGCGAUUCUCGAGCUCAUGAAAAAGAUAAAAGAGGCGCCAUCAGCCUUGAAAGAUUAUCAAACACAUCUCCAAGAACUCUAUGAUCUUUCCACCUCUAUAUCUCUCAAUCACCUUCUCCAGACCAAAGAGAUUGGUUCACAGACUCUUUCGCUACAGGCGAUUGUCAACCAAUACGACAUCGAGUCAAUUUUAAGCAGAAGCCGUUUGUUACAAUCCUUGGGAUUUCUUCGCAAAGAGAGAGAUCUGAAGAAUACCUUGAAUAUUCUUGAAAGGCGCAAGUCCCACCUUUCUCUCAUUAUCCACAACAUCGAGGCCAGCACACUUCACCAAAUACAGUCAGACAUACGUGUUAUGGCAAACCGUCCCUUACGCAACAGGCAGGAGAGCCUUUUGCUUGGUCCUAAGCACGAUGCUGCCGAAUUCGAAAAACAAGCCGGUGGUUCAUCAUCCACAACGAGUGGUGAUUCAGUCGCGCUUGUGAAGAGUUCGCAUGGGCCUCAAGACUGGAAGCCUGCUUCUGCUCUUCAUACCUACAUGCACCCUCAAAGAAUGACCAGCGAAGCCGAACAAAGCCACAUCUCUGAGCAACAUCAGGGCCAUCCCCUUCCUACCGGCGACCGCCCUUCUUCUCAAGAUUGGCCCCAACAGGAAUUUCCCUUCGGAAGUGAAGUCCGAGGUCGUUCCAUGUACUACAACUGCACGGCUGGUGAAGGCGUCAACCAAAUAAACGGCGCGUACGUCGAGAACGACUCAAAUCUGCUUGACCAGAUGGCUAUGCAGCGACCUGGACCUCACUUCAAUUACACCCACUUUGGUAACGCAAAUCCCACAGCUUCGUCUUACAUGACUCAGCCCUCGAACUCUGCCGACAAUGCACUCCUGUUCAUCAAUUGUACAAAGUCUGGGCCUGGCGAACAAAUCAACAAUAUCCACGCCACUUACGACCGCGAUUUAUGUGGGCUUCCGGUCUUGCAUGCCUACUAUUCCGGUUGCAACAUGCUGUCGAGCCAAGGUCCUGUUCAGAAUGGAACUGUGCAAAGGCAGAUCAACGGCCCCAGCCUGAGGAGACUGAAAAAAGCUAAUACCGAGGAUUGA